Triticum aestivum (bread wheat) is the source of this 2284-nucleotide messenger RNA. RefSeq names its product B3 domain-containing protein Os01g0234100-like. The coding region runs from base 108 to 1853 and encodes 581 amino acids. Gene Ontology annotation, molecular function: DNA binding. The transcript has 12 exons. The record is from RefSeq and is a predicted model, not a curated record. Lineage: Eukaryota; Viridiplantae; Streptophyta; Magnoliopsida; Poales; Poaceae.
UCGAUUGCCUGGCUCCGUUCCGUUCCGUUAAGUAGUACCUGACGAAAUUCCUACGAUCUGUCUUUCUCUUCCUCAUUCCUCGCCUCCUCCCGUUGUGCAGCAGAGGCAUGGCGAUGUUAGUCGUCAUGGAUGCUGCAGCAGGGAGUUCCUCCGUCCCACCAUCUCCCACGCUUCAUGAUCAACACGAUGAGGGGCUCGCCCUCGCUAUUCUUGCCGACCAACAGCCUAUGGCGGUCGACGAAUGCGAUGAUCCAGAGAGCGAGGUCGACUAUGUACCUCUAAGAGAAGAGGGGCUCGCGCUCGCUACUAUUGCUGGCCAACAGCCUAUGGCGGUUGAUGAAUGCGAUGAUCCGGAGAGCGAGGUCCACUUUGUACCUCUUAGAGUCGUGAGGCCGGAGGAUGAGCAGCAAAAGCGUCCCGGCGGGCGGGUUAAAGUAUGUGCACAUAAACCUAAAAUGCAGAAAAAGAAGAGAAAUAGGCCUGCACGCACCAAGUCUGCUAAGAGUAAUAUGUGGCGUAAACCGGAGUUUGUUUACUGUGACAACAUCAACAUUAAUACGUGGCCGGCAGAUUCCAUACCCGACGACGGUGACAAGGAUGAUAAUUUUGCGCCAACGGGGAAGAGAGGGAGGCCGGCACGCGCCAAGUCUGCAAAGACAAAGACGUGGCGAAAACUAGGGUUUGUUUACAGCGACAACUACAGCAUUAGCAGCAGUGAGAGCGAGAGCGAGAGCGAGGGAAACAACAAUGAUGAUUAUGAUCCGACGGCACCUGAUGCUGAUGGCCACCCAAAGAAAUGUGCAAGAUCUCGAGGGAGGUCGGCACGCGCCAAGUCUGCUAAGAGCAAGAUGUGGCGUAACCCGGAGUUUGUUUGCGGCGACAACAUCAACAUUAGUAGCAGUAGUGAGACCGAGAUUGAAAGAAACAAUGAUGAUGAUUAUGACCCGACGACACCUGAUGCUGAUGGCCACCGAAACAAAUAUGAAAGCUUCCAAGAUAUGCGAGGCUCUGCUUUUGAAAGAGCUUUGGAGGUAAAUAAGAAAUUGCCAAGAACAGAAGCAAGCUUCGUCAGGCGUAUGCUACCGUCACAUGUUGACAGGGUUUUUUGGAUGGGUCUCCCGCGUAGCUUUUGCAGACAGCAUCUUCCAAAGAAAGAUACUGUAAUGACUUUAGAAGACGAGGAAGGACGCAGCUACCCUGCAAACUACCUUGUCGCAAGAGAUGGUCUUAGUGGUGGUUGGAAACACUUUGCGGAAGAACAUAGACUCAAGGUCGACGGCGCACUGGUCUUUCGACUCGUGGGCUCGAAAAAAUUCAAGGUGUAUAUAGUAAGAGAGGGUGAGUUGAGAACAACAGAUUAUGAUGUCAGGUUUAAGGAAGAGGAUGCGGAGGUUACAACCAGCACAACAACCUGUGAUGAUAUCAACAACCUGGCAGCCAGCGAAAAAGACAAUGUCGACGUCAUGAUAUCUCCAGACGAUUCAGAGCCAGAGGGCGGUGUCGACGGCAUGGAGAGCUUCAGCAGCUUCAACAUACUCGUUAACAGUGUGCUGGACACCAACCGUGAAUUGUUCUCGGACCACCUGCGCGCGACGUACUACAAGCUCUGUCUUGCCCAGAAGGCGUGCCUCCACCGGAACCUGCUGCUUGAGGAGGUAAACCCCAAGCUGGCUAUCGGAGCCAUGGUGCAGACCGCUAGCAUCGCCGAGGGUGUCAGGGCCUCCUCGCCUGCUUCUCGUGAGGACCUUGCGGCGUGGAAGAAGAAUUUGCAAGCGCUGGAGGUCCUAGGCAUGGACGUGGCAUUCCUGCGCGAGCGCGUUGACGGCCUCCUCACACCUUCACACGCCAUCUGAUGGCGCCAGACGCACCGCCAGGAUGAGCGCCCUUGAGUCGAAGAUGCCCCCAACCGAAGCGAUGAAUGAGGCGGUGGAGGAGAUAGAGUCCAGUGAGCAGGCUAUGUGGCCAUGCAUAACAUGUCAAGUUGCUGCUCUCUUAAGUCUGGAUGUCAUUUCAGUGAAUCUGAACUCUAUAUAUUCAACUGCGUAUAUGUUGAGGUUUCUUGUGUCCUCCAUUUGAGUCUUCAGUUUAUCCUCUCUGAAACCAGCUUUCUGAAAUCCCGCAAAUCGAUGGAUGUUGAUCUUCUCUAACAUGUGUGGCAAAUAGGAGCUUUUAACAUCAGAUUGCUUUAGAUGUAAACUUUCUUCGCAUUUCAACUUAUUUGAGCUCAUUUGAAUCAACUUGCUCAUUCAGAGAUCUCUCAAAUACACUAAGGAUGUCCACUUUC